UUACGAUUCUGCGGCUAAUAUUUUGAUUAAAACAAUGGCGAUCAACUGGCGCUCUUUGCUCUUUCGAUUUUGAGGUUGAGCAAAAUGGAUGACGAACAGAGCAUUGCUCCUGGAAGUAGACCUGAGUUUGGUGCGAUUUUCAUGUCGAACAAAGCAACCAAGAAAGAAUGUUUAAGUAGAGGAUUGCUUGGCCUCCCGUGUUCGCAGUUGCACUUUGUGAAACAGGUCCAAUCGGGGAUGAUUCUCUUUCUGUUUGAAUUUGAGAGGAGGGAACUGCAUGGCGUGUUUCAAGCAUGCUCUGAUGGUGCAAUUAAUAUAGUACCUCAUGCAUUCAGUUCAUCAGGGAUGCAAUUCCCUGCACAGGUAAAAUUCAAGCCUUUGUGGAACUGUCAUUCGCUCAGUGAAAAUGAAUUUUGUAAUGCUAUCCGUGAAAAUUAUUUUUCAAGAAACAAGUUUAGGUUUGGACUAUCCGAAGAUCAGGUUCGAAGGCUUCUAUCAUUGUUCAGUUUCAAGAGGAUGAAAGAUCAGGAACCUGAGAGACAGUUGACCAGAAGAGAAGUUGCAACCCCAGAUGGCCAAAUUACUGGUAAAAACAGAAGACUAGUUCAUAAGUCUCCUAUCAGUAACCGUGUACGAGGUGAUUGUGAUGUGAACAUUAUCUCUACUAUGCACCGAGGGGAUUCUUUCUAUAAUGAUGAUAAAGCAAGCGGUGGUGGCAGAUUUGACACAUUCAAGGAUGUCAGAUAUGAAGCAGAUGCCUUCUUAAAUGAUAGUCCUCAGGAUCCGAGGGAUAAAUUUGGUCGAAACAUAGAUGAUGGUGAAAAUGCCACAAAUGAUAAGGUGGACAAUGAAUGGAAUACUGGCAUUAAGCUUCAACCAGCAGUUCCAAUUGAGCAUUCUUCAGGUAAUUCCAGAAGCAUUUCCAAUGAUGAUAGGUUUGCAGAUAGUGAUAGGAAUGAAAGAAAACGUUACAAGGAUGAUGGUUUUCUGCCAAUGGUCUCAAUAGCAAAUCAUAGUUCUUCUCAGCCUGAAGCUAAUCCACAGAUGUAUUCUAGCAAACAUGUUUUAGAAACAGAUCCAUUUAUCAAUGACCCAACUAGACCAUCAUCAAGGUUCCUUCCCUCAAUGGAGAUGGAAAACUCCAAUGUUAGUUAUCUAUUGAAUUCCGGAGAUUCAAUUGUUACAUCUACUCUUCCUUAUGAUCUUGGUGCCCAUGGCAGCAAUUAUCCGAGGUCCUUAUCUUUGGGGUUCUAUCACAAUCAUCCUUCACUGCAGGAAUAUCCUACUCAUGAUAGUUCUGUCGGUAACAUCCUUGUUUCUUCCACAAAUCUAUCGUUUCCUUCAUCGUUAGAGAAUAGAACAACCAUAACUGCAGAUGUCAACUCUAACUCUAUGGACUACAUUCCAUUGCCUUACUGUGACCAGUAUGAAGGCUCCAGCAGGACUAGCAUGCCAAUUGAUGACCAUAUGGAUAAUCUAGUAGCUGAAUACUCUAACAAAGAUCACGCUGGAGAUCUAUCACUUCUAAAGCCCUCUUUAUCUCCCGUUCUUUCCUCUGAAAUUAGAGAUAUUGUCAGGGUAAAUGUGCGGUCAUCAUGUUUUGGAACCUAUCCUCGUGAGGUUCCUUCUGUUGCCUUUUCUGACAGGUAUACUGCAUUACUACAAGAUAAACUUGAUUAUCAAGUGCCAGAGUGUGAAAAUGAUGCAGAAUUUGGUUAUGAAUGUCAUCAGCAUGGUCACUGUCUUUAUAAUGAUAACAGAGCAACCAAGGAUGGCAGGUUUGCUAUAUACAGGGAUGAAGUUACUUCAUUAAGUCCAGCUGCAUAUUGUCGUAAUCCUGAAUGCUUGUAUGCUGAUCACCAGAAGAAAAGGACUAGUGUAUUUUCUCGCCUGUCUUUCCCUCACAAAGAAUGUGAACGAGUAAGUAACACCUCUCCUGGAACUGCCGACAGCAAUUGGCAUAAUUCAGUGAAUGAUGUCAUGGACAUGCUGCAGCGAAGCCAUCACCAAUGGGUGAAGACUAUAUAUAAAUGGGACACCAGUAAAGCUGACUCGGCUAUGAUCCCAAACAAGAUAAAUGUGAAGCCUACCUCAUUCAGCAAUGAGAACAGCUGCCAAAAGAAUCUAGAGACUACUUUUGUGGAUUUCAGAUGCCGUAGUGCAGCGAGAAAGAACCUUGAAGAUGGUAAGGCUAGAAACUAUGGUGAAAUUCAAAAUAACAGUGCAUCAGCUCCUCAAUGCAAAAAGAGAAAAUUGAUUAGGCCAGACUUUGGUGUGGCUGAGUCAUCUGAUAGGGGCAUAUCAGGUGAUACUUCAGAAAAUUUAACGACUUUCUUAACAGACUGUUCUGUCAGUAAAACUGCCGAAAGUAUCAAGGUUGCAAAAUGUUGAAUUGUCGAAUAUGAUAUGCCAAGCUGCUGUUGAAAACGAUAGUAUUGAGAUGGGAACUGACUCAAACUCGGAUAUGGCAGAGAGCUUUGUUGCUUUGAAAAAUGCUGAUGAAAAUGGAAAAGAAUCGUCACAAUAUAAUGUUGAAAUUCAUCAAGUUUAUGGAUCUGUGGGUUAUAUCUCAAAUCCUGAUUCAUCUUGGAAAACCCUUUACUAAUGUACAUUCUUUGCAGGGUCCAUCUUUUGGUAAGAAAUGGUGUGGAAGCACCAGUUACUUCAAUAUGCAUGAAAUGUUCGGCAUGAAAGUAGUGUAGGUUGAAAGCUCUGAAUGGUUUUUUGGUUCAAAUUCAAUGAAGAUAAAUCAUCAUCAUGCGCCUUUCUUUUGCCACAAAUAUUCUACAAAAGAUGCAAUAUCGACUAAUGACUGCAACAGCAGGGAAGGGCCUCUUGGUUUUGGUAAGUCUUCUUGGCUUUUCUUAAGAAUUUGGGCCUUUGGAGAGUACUUUGUUCCGUGGUUUAUUAUACUGUUUGGUCCU
Molecule: messenger RNA, 2924 nt
Organism: Hibiscus syriacus
Lineage: Eukaryota; Viridiplantae; Streptophyta; Magnoliopsida; Malvales; Malvaceae
Exons: 4
Coding region: 85-2391 (768 amino acids)
Source: RefSeq, a predicted model, not a curated record